GUUUUUCUAGAUAUCGCGCACGCUAUGUUAGACGACGAAGUUCUUACUCCAGACCAGUUACUAUAUGAGGUUAACAAUCUCAUGGAUAGUCGAGAAUAUGAAGAAGCAUACAGCCUUGUUCUCAAAUGCUUAUCUGAUUCUCAAUUUCAGAUACCUAAUGUGUAUUCGGUGCUCUCUCGACUUUGUUUAAAUAUAGCUGAUAUAUAUUCAAGAGCGGAUAAAGAGAAAUAUGAAUUCUACAUUAAUACCGGCUACCGAUUUGCGAAAACUGGCUGUUCAUUGAAUGAGAACCAUCCAGGUUGUGUUAAGUACGUAGCACUUUUCUUCGAACGGAAACUGUGGCUUAAAGGUACGAAAAGAUGGAUUGAGAAGUCAUUUGAUUUGAAACAACAGUUACUGAAAUCACUAUCUUUCGACCAAAAUGACCCCAUCAUCUUGCAUAAAAUUGGGUUAUGGUGCUUUGAAGUUACUGGCUGGACGUGGGUACAGAAGAAAUUCGCCUAUGCACUGUUCAAAGAACCUCCACGGUCAUCUUACCAAGAAGCACUCAAAUACUUCUUGAGUGCUGAAGGAAACUAAAGCAGUAAGCCAGAAUUAAAGUUAAACUGUAAAACAAGCAGUUCCAUUUUGGAAAAAGUUAAAAUUACGGAGCUGACGAUAUUACUCCGUCGCAGUGGCUAAAUGGUCAAUGAGCUUACUCUGUAACCUAAAGGUCUGGGGUUCCAUCCUCGAUGGAGUGUGUGUACUGCUGGGGAGUCCCGAACCUGGACAAAAAAGAUGUCACUUACUCCCUGGUUUCCAAUGGCGUUCUAACCGAUAUCAAUCCGCGAUUUAACUUGAAGCCAGUCAAAUGCAUUCAAAUGAUCAUCCGGAUAUUUUUAUUUGGGUUAUCUCAGGCUGAAAUAUGUAAGUCACUUAGGGUUGAUCUUAUCUUCAAAUGAAUGACACUUCCAACUUUCCUGGAAAGACAUCGUACUUCUGGUUAAAGGUUUAGUUUUAUAUACCAGAAGUAUAAGCUCAAACUUUGUCUUUUCUGAAGUUAUGACUUAGGAUAAACCGAGUAAUCCGGAUGAAACGAUACCCUUUUACGAUGACUUUGAUUGGUAAAGUUCAGAUUCGCACUUUCUGUCGCCAUCCAAUAUAUCAGUCAAACUUCGUUCAUCAUCUGUAUAUUGAAGGCAGGUAACCUUAAUACCAGGAGUUAUUGCACGAAACCAGAAAUAAUGUCUCCAUCUUGUACACAUUAAUCGUUCCAAAUAGAUUUAGGUAUCCAUGGUUUUGCAGCUUAAGCCAAGUUUGCCGUUUCCAUUGAUUUUGUGUCUAAUUUUUCAGUAUGUUUACACAUACAUGCUGCCUUUUCGCAUCUUAUUGUUCUUAUGCUGCAUGAAGGCGUCAUAGUUUAACAGUCACCUGAAAAGCUUCCUUGAAGUUUCCAUGUGGUAUUUUGCGAAGAUAAAUGCGGAAGUAACAAGUAAUCGUUUAUAUAUUACUUAUUGCACAGUUAAAAACCCGAACAUUCGUUAAAUAAGUCAUACUGUAAGAAAGAAAUGUUUCAUAGGGCAAAAGAAUUCUCAAAUCAAACGGAGGAGAGCAGGAGAGAAAGAAAAAUCCGUUUUUAUGUGGUCAGCUGCUAAGGAAACAGCAAAUAAGUAGAUAUUAGCAGAAUAAAUGCAGAUAUUGUUAUGCUUAAAUAGCAAUGUGAACGAAACAGAAUAUUUCUUUAGAUUUACUACAGUAUGUAAUGUAUGAGAAAAUCAGUGAUACAGUGUAUUAUUAUUAUUAUUGUCAUUAACAUAGGUUCCCAGUGGAACAUAGAGCUACAACAUCACAUCUCCCUUUCAUCUUUUUCUCUGCAGACCCCUUUAGCUACCUCUACGAUUGCCCAUAGGCUCUCAUCUCCUCCCCACACAAUCUCCUCCAUACCACCCUCGGACACAGGUCCAGCUCAUCGUUUCCCAGUCGGGUUCCACUCGAGCGAUAGCC
Molecule: messenger RNA, 1983 nt
Organism: Trichobilharzia regenti
Lineage: Eukaryota; Metazoa; Platyhelminthes; Trematoda; Strigeidida; Schistosomatidae
Source: the annotation of a GenBank genome assembly